AUGGGUGUCGACUACUAUGACGUCCUUAAUUUGCCAAAGGGAGCUUCUGAGGAAGAGUUGAAAAAGGCGUAUAGAAGGUUAGCGAUGCGAUGGCACCCCGACAAGAAUCCCGCGAAUAAGAAAGAAGCAGAGGCAAAAUUCAAGGAGAUUACCGAAGCAUACGAGGUUCUGAGUGAUGCUGACAAGCGAGCAGUCUACGAUAAAGACGGCGAGGAGGGGCUCAAGGGACCACCGCCACCUGCCCCGCCUUCGCAAGCUCACCCGGCGCAAGCACACUCACACACUCCUCCCCCAGGCCACGCGCACAACCAGUCGCACGCACAUCCGCAGCGGCAGCAGCAGCAGAGUGAUCAAGCUCAUCAGAAGCAGCAGGACCACACAAACCAAAGCCACCCUCCCCCUCAGGCUCACCCUCCGCCGCAAGCCACUCCUCCCCCGCAACCGCAUCCCACGCCGCAAGGCACGCCUCACUCGUCGUUCCCGUCGCACGUGUCGCAUCCAGGAGCCAACAAGCCCGAGCAUCCUAGAUUCAAGCCGCGAAAGGCGGAGGAGGUGUUUGCGGAGGUUUUCGGCAACAGCCCGUUCGCGGCAGGCCCCGACGCUGCCGGAACGCCGUAUCGAAGCCCCAAGGUCAGCCCGCACGUGCCGACCACGCCCACGGACCAUGGGCCGCAAAUAGAAGGGCACGCGUCGGACCUGCCGUCGCCCGGGCCGAAGAAAGCGGUGGUGGAGAACCGGCUGCUGUGCAGCCUGGAAGAGCUCUACUCGGGGUCGACCAGGAAAAUGAAAAUCUCGCGGAAUUUCAUCGACGCCACCGGGAAGGUGACGCCAGCCGACGAGAUUGUGACGAUAAGCGUGAAACCCGGGUGGAAGAAAGGCACGCGGAUUACGUUUCCAGGGAAGGGCAACGCGGCGGAUAUCGUGUUCGUGGUCGACGAGAAGCCGCACGAUGUCUACAAAAGGGACGGCCACGAUCUCGUGUGCACGCAGAAGAUUACUCUGGUUCAGGCGCUCGCGGAUUUCCGCCUGGAGCUGAAAACGCUAGACGGGCGUACGCUGGUAGUGAUUUUGAACGACGUGGUUACCCCGGGGUAUGAGAAGGUGAUACCCAAGGAGGGAAUGCCGGUGAAGGAGAACGGUAGAAAGGGCAAUCUCAAGAUUCGUUUUGACGUGAAAUUCCCCUCGAAGCUGACGGCGGAACAAAAGGCGGGAAUCACUCAACUGCUCGGAUGA
Closterium sp. Yama58-4 is the source of this 1233-nucleotide messenger RNA. NCBI's taxonomy places the organism in Eukaryota, Viridiplantae, Streptophyta, Zygnematophyceae, Desmidiales, Closteriaceae. The record is from the annotation of a GenBank genome assembly.